UCCGCCGGUUCCAGCAUCGUCGGCACCGUCACGAGAGGACGGGUGAUACUUUUCUGGACGCCGGAAUAUUGGUACAGGCCCCAGGCAGCCGCGGUUGCUUACAGAGAACUGAGACACCACUUGGCGUCUCUGCGGGAUUUUCAGCAGAAGGAGAAGCAGUCGAAGAGGAAAUUCUUCUGCAGACGGAAGACGCGGAUCUCCGUUGAGAGCGGCAACUCGGAAACCGCGGUAACCGAAAAGUCCAGCAGUUUCUUGGAACGCGUGCUGUUCAUAAACGGUCCUCGCAAACGGGACAAGAAGACGUUCGAGAACGUGGACGUCGAUCGGGGAACAGCGCAGUUGCGACGACUGCUGAGAAUGAAUCUUCGCAUCACCGUCUGGGACUUGAACAGCGGCACACUGGCCACGCAGCUGACGAUGAUCGAUCGCGAUCUCUUCGUUCGCAUCCCCGCGACCGAAAUCGAGGUGGUGAUUCAUCAGAAGUCGUCGCGGAACGCGCCGAAUCUCGGCGCGUGGAUCGCCUUCAGCCACCGGAUCGCCUGUCUGACCGCCAGCGAGAUCCUCGCGAUCAAACAGCUCGACAUGAGAACCCGGAUCAUGGCGAGGUUCAUCAACACAGCCGAGAAGUGCUUCGAGCUCGGCAACUUCCAAUCGUGCAGAUCCAUCCUGGCCGGUCUGCAGUCUCCGCCGAUUUACAGGCUUCGCAGAAGCUGGGCCUAUCUGCGAACACAUCACGCCACCAGAUACGAAGCGAUGGAAAAAUUAUGCAAAAUCUACAAGAAUCCACGUUGCCCGAAGUAUCAAAAAGCCUGGGCCGCAGUGAAAUGCGAUCCACCUUGCAUGCCGUACGUCGGUCACUUCUUAAUCCAAGUUCUGGGACUGAGUGACUUGUGGAACGUUCGAUCGAACUGCAUUUGCAAUCUAAGGAGAGAUUCGUUCGCAAAUAUUACUGAAAUUUCCGACUCCGCACUUGUUCGCGGCAAUUUCGACGAUCUUUGCUCGGAAGACAAGUCCAAAUCAAUCGAACCGAAACAGUCUAGUGUGGCUGGACGUAUCGUCGCAGCAGCGUUGGCUAGACUAAAAUUUACGACGCGUCGGAACGUUGUGCCUGACAACAAAAGCGACGCUUGGACGUGCAGACAGCGAUAUUUGGCGCGCAAGUUCUUCCGUCGCUGGGACGUGAUCGUGUUGAGAUCGAGGAUGCGCGCGGAGAACGACGAGAGAUUGAAGAACGUGGACUCGAGGAGAAAACACGUUCUCGACGUAGCGACCUGGUUGACGGAAUGUCAGAGAUGCGCGCAAAAUUACAGGUUUCCCUUGAACUCGUUUGCAUGCGAAUUUCUGUUAAAAGCGCGUUACAGAGAGGACCGCGAGAAUUUUUUCAUCAGCCUCAAGCUGGAACCGCCGAAGACAAGGUGAAAACGAAACGCGAUCAGAGCCAUGUAAUUAAACUCUAAUUUUAAUUGACUCUUGUCACACUGGAAACGAUGUGCGACUCGGCUCGGGCACAAGAAAAACACCAAAAACUAGAAGAACAAUUAUAUAUUUGCAAGACUACAAAACAGACUAAGAUUAGAAUAAUUAACGAACAUUGCCACUCGUUUAUAUAAUUACGAAGAUUUUCUAAGACUAUACAGUAUUAUUUGCAUUGCAAUUUAUUCGAAAGCGUUUUUGUCUGGAGAACUUUCUCUUGCCAAUCUUAUUACAUUGUCUUUA
Messenger RNA from Pseudomyrmex gracilis, 1716 nucleotides. Its product is annotated as ras-specific guanine nucleotide-releasing factor RalGPS1-like. Gene Ontology annotation, biological process: Ras protein signal transduction; positive regulation of GTPase activity. Gene Ontology annotation, molecular function: guanyl-nucleotide exchange factor activity. The transcript is spliced from 3 exons. The record is from RefSeq and is a predicted model, not a curated record. Bases 358 to 1419 code for a protein of 353 amino acids. NCBI's taxonomy places the organism in Eukaryota, Metazoa, Arthropoda, Insecta, Hymenoptera, Formicidae. Gene Ontology annotation, cellular component: plasma membrane.